This is a messenger RNA of Nicotiana attenuata, 984 nucleotides long. RefSeq names its product ycf20-like protein. The transcript is spliced from 3 exons. The record is from RefSeq and is a predicted model, not a curated record. Bases 201 to 824 code for a protein of 207 amino acids. Lineage: Eukaryota; Viridiplantae; Streptophyta; Magnoliopsida; Solanales; Solanaceae.
UUUUUUAAUUUGUUUCCGAUUGUCCAGGUUCAAUUUUCUUUAAGAAAUAAAUCAGGCAACAUUUCCUUCAACACAAACGAAAUUUGAGUCACUAGACUCAGCCAGUGAGCCGUACUUGUUUCUCUGAAUGCAUAGGAAGAAGGCGCACAGUUAUUUGUUGUGGGAUAGCUGAAUAGAUUUAUUAUUCUUCCUAAAAGUUCAUGGCUUAUAGAAUGGAUGCAAUAAUGCUACAGUCUUUGCCAGCAGCCGAGACUGAAAGCAUUGGACAUUUGUUUGUUGUUUCAAGAAGUUCUGCUAUCCUGGAUCUCUCCAACAGACUAGAAGUAACUGAACAAAUUUCAAAGUUUGGUGUAAAAUGUGUGCUAUCUCUUAAUAUUAGGUCGCAGACAAGAAGACGUGGAUCAAGAAUAGCAUUUGCUUUGGAUACAGGUAGGAUUCCCAGCAGUGAUGAUCAAGAUGGCCUCAAUGGUGAUGGCGGUGAUUUAGGUGGAACUCGUUUGGGGAGGAUAGUUGGUGGUGGAGGCAGGCAGCUGUUGGAGAAGCUCAAUUCAGCUCGGAAAAAUUUUCCGAUGAAAGUAUUUCUGCUUCUCUUAGGUUUUUAUACGGCAAAUGCCUUGGCGACAAUCCUAGGUCAGACUGGUGAUUGGGAUGUAUUAGUAGCAGGAGUCGUCGUAGCUGCAAUUGAGGGAAUCGGAAUGCUGAUGUAUAAAAAGCCACCUUCUCUGCCUUCCAGGAGGUUGCAGUCUCUGGUUUCAAUGGUGAACUACUGGAAAGCAGGUGUUAUUCUAGGUCUCUUUGUUGAUGCUUUCAAAUUAGGAAGUUGAUUUUCUCUCUAGCCACCUUAAAUUCUUUUGUCCAAAAUGAUUGUCCACUCAAUUACAUCAUUUUAUGUAUGUAUCAUACACUAGACUGCUCCGAUGUACUUGAGGAAACAUGUAUAUUAAUAAAUUGUUGUCCAAUUCACUUGAGGAUACCUUUCUGUUA